GCCUCCCAGCAGGCGGACUUGUCCGCUCCCAGGCCGGCCCCGCGCCUGGGACAGGGACCGGGCCGAGCGGAGCCGCCGCGCCUCCAGCCCGUGCGCCUAGCGGAUCUGAGCUGCGCGCGGAGCCGUCCUGCCCCGCCCCGCGCCACCCGCGAGGGUGGCCCGAGGCAGCCGGGAUGACAACUCUCCCCAGGAACCCUGGCACCUGAGAAACAUGAUCAGCAAGUCCCGCUGGAAGCUCCUGGCCAUGUUGGCUCUGUUCCUGGCUGUCAUGGUGUGGUACUCUAUCUCUCGAGAGGACAAGUACAUUGAACUCUUUUAUUUUCCCGUCCCAGGGAAGAAGGAGCCAUGCCUCCAGGGUGAGGCGGAGAAGAUGGUCUCCAAGCUCUUUGGCAACUACUCCCGGGAACAGCCUUUCUUCCUGCAGCUUAAAGAUUAUUUCUGGGUCAAGACCCCAUCUCUCUAUGAGCUGCCCUAUGGGACCAAGGGGAGUGAAGAUCUGCUCCUCCGGGUGCUAGCCAUCACCAGCUACUCCAUCCCAGAGAGCAUCCAGAGCCUGAAGUGCCGCCGCUGCGUGGUGGUGGGGAACGGGCAUCGGCUGCGCAACAGCUCGCUGGGGGAGGCCAUCAACAAGUACGACGUGGUCAUCAGGUUAAACAGCGCCCCUGUGGCUGGCUAUGAGCAGGACGUGGGCUCCAAGACCACCAUGCGUCUCUUCUACCCUGAAUCCGCCCACUUCAACCCCAAAGUGGAGGACAACCCUGACACACUCCUCGUCCUGGUGGCUUUCAAGGCCAUGGACUUCCACUGGAUCGAGAGCAUCCUGAGUGAUAAGAAGCGAGUGCGAAAGGGCUUCUGGAAACAGCCUCCUCUCAUCUGGGAUGUCAACCCCAAACAGAUUCGAAUUCUCAAUCCCUUCUACAUGGAGAUCGCAGCCGACAAACUGCUGAGCCUGCCGAUACACCAGCCACACAAGAUUAAGCAGAAGCCCACCACAGGGCUGCUGGCCAUCACCCUGGCCCUCCACCUCUGUGACCUGGUACACAUUGCUGGCUUCGGCUACCCAGACGCCCACCAGAAGAAGCAAUCCAUUCACUACUAUGAGUAUAUCACACUCAAGUCCAUGAUGUGGUCAGGCCACAAUGUCUCCCAGGAGGCCCUGGCCAUCAAGCGGAUGCUGGAGAUCGGAGCGGUCAAGAACCUCACUUACUUCUGACUCGGGCAAGGGCUGUUCCCAUCGGCUCACCCUGCUGAGCGGCCCCGGUCCGUGCCUCUGGGGGUGCCGGGUGCCAGCAUGGCCGGCUUGGACUCACCUUCUCCUGUGUGGGGAGGGGGCCAGGUCUAAGACGAGGCCGUGCCCCUGGCUGCUCUGGUGGAGGCCAGAUGGAGUCAGGGUGGAGGCCCUGGGAGGAGGGGCUGCGCCUGGGCACGGGGGCUUGCUUCUGUGGCAUCCCCUCUCUGCCAGUGCCGGGAGAUUAUUUAAGGGGCUAUUUAAUUAAGGGGUAGGAAUGUGCUGUGGGCUGGCCCCAUGGCAUCCAGAAGAGGGGGCAUAUGACAGUGUUCUGCUCACUUUUGUCACAGACAGAAGUGAUGCACCCACUACGGCCUAGGCCCAGAGCGGGCCUCCCAGGAGGGUGGGGCGUCUGAAGUGGGUGGUGCCCCACCCCCCCACAGAGGGGCUGCUCCCUCCCAGCAGGCUUGGGAAGAGCACUGGCGCAGGGGCUCCAUGGUGCAAGUGACCUAAAAUAGGUUACAAAUUAUUAAACUAUUUUUCCUAAAACAGAA
This is a messenger RNA of Bubalus bubalis (water buffalo), 1782 nucleotides long. RefSeq names its product ST3 beta-galactoside alpha-2,3-sialyltransferase 4 (gene ST3GAL4). The coding region runs from base 212 to 1213 and encodes 333 amino acids. The transcript is spliced from 11 exons. Gene Ontology annotation, biological process: glycolipid biosynthetic process. The record is from RefSeq and is a predicted model, not a curated record. NCBI's taxonomy places the organism in Eukaryota, Metazoa, Chordata, Mammalia, Artiodactyla, Bovidae. Gene Ontology annotation, molecular function: sialyltransferase activity.